Fusarium sp. VM40 is the source of this 1851-nucleotide messenger RNA. The record is from the annotation of a GenBank genome assembly. NCBI's taxonomy places the organism in Eukaryota, Fungi, Ascomycota, Sordariomycetes, Hypocreales, Nectriaceae.
AUGUCGCCUGACUUCAGUAUCCUGGCAUCAGCCGCUAUUGAUGGAUCAAUCAAAUUCUGGAACACCAUUGACGGCACCCUUAUCUAUCACCUCAAGGUCGAGGAUCAGAACUACCUUCAUAUCACUGAGCUCAAGUUCUCGCAUGACGGGAGGCUUCUUCUGUCCGUUGCGUUCAGCGGAGAAGCUUGGCUGUGGGACGUUGAGGAGAGGGCAUGCGUUCAUGACUUCACUGUCUACGACUGGGGGUUUUGCACUGCCACCUUUUCGAUAGACUCGAGGGAUCUGAUCAUCGGGUGCGAGGAUGGAGUCCUUCGACGUUUUGAAGUUUCCACAAAACUUAUCAAGGAUCUUCCAGGCCAUGAAGGCACUAUAGAAGUGGUCUCGAUGUCGCCUGACACUAUGCUUGCGGCAUCUGGUGAUAGCGUGGGUAUUGUGCGAUUAUGGGAACUGAAUCGCAAUCUAUGUGUAAAUGAGCUUACUGGACACAGUAAAGGGAUUACCUCGAUUGCAUUUUCACCUGGCUCGCUGCAACUUGCCACAGCAUCACUAGACAAAGCAGUUCGUCUAUGGAGUGUCGGUAAUGGAACAUGCAUGAGAUUACUAACGAUGCGAGAGACGGUAAAGUCGCUAGCAUUUUCACCCAACACAUUGAUCCUCGCGGCAGUCGCCGCGAAUGACAUUAUACAACUAUGGAACACUGAGGAUGGUGACCUUUUGAGAUGCCAUAAAUUACCGAGAGUUGGAGCUUGUGAUAUCAAGUUUGACUCGGAAGGGAAGACAAUAUUCUGCGAAGCUGGGGCUAUCUCGAUAGAACAGAGCUCCUCAAUUGAUGAACGCUCUUGCUCAUCCCAAGACACUGUUGCUGCUGGGUUCGCUAUCAGUCGAGAUACUCAAUGGAUUACCUGGCGUGGAGAUAAGGUUCUCUGGCUGCCAGUCUCGCCCCCUUAUCAAGUAACAAUUUCAGAACGGUUCGUAAUCAAACCGGACAGCAGUUCGACUGCUAAUCCUUUCUUGCAAGAUAUGCUUUCGAUGGCAACUUCGCAAAAUUACCGCCUUCAUAUACCUCUAGAAGAAGCGAACAAGGCUUUAGAGACAUAUCUGAAAGUUGUCUGUUUUCGUUUUCCACGACUUCCCGUGGACAAAUUCAAGUCUAGAAUCGCAGCCAUCACCGCCACAGAUGACGCAGCCUAUCAGGAUAAGAUUUCAAACGGCCUAGGACAUAUAUUCAGGGCGUAUAUUGUCGUAGCGAUAGUGCCACUCACUAGUGACAACGACGCCACUCCCCAAGGCUCUUUUGUCUCCAAUCACGUCUUGGCCAAAUACCUCAAGCGGCUCAAUACCAAGAUCAGCUACGAUAACAACGGCAUAUCGGGUAUUCUUCGAUCACCCUACGUCUUCGGUGCUGCACUUCUUGCCUCUUUCGGUGGAAUCUCUUUCGGUUACGAUCAGGGUGUCAUCUCCAUCAUCCUUACAAUGCCCCAGUUCCAGGAAACCUUUCCUGAGAUCGCCCCAGGCCACUCUCGCUACGGCUUCAACACUGGUUUCAUGACUGGAAUGCUUGAGUUUGGCGCCUUUUUUGGUUGCCUAUUCUUCCCUCUCCUUGCCGACCGCUACUCCCGCAAGUAUGACCUUGCUGUUGCCACAGUCUUCUCCUGCGUUGGCGCUAUUGUUCAAACCGCGGCACACAACUACGGCACUCUCGUGGCAGGACGCACUAUCGGUGGCGUCGGUGUCGGUACCCUAGCAAUUGGCGCACCUUUGUAUAUCUUAGAGAUUGCGCCCCUAAAUCUACGAGGCUCUCUCCUUGUCCUCGAAGCUAUUUCCAUCGUCAUCGGAGAAGCGGUCAAUUGA